Molecule: messenger RNA, 5030 nt
Organism: Lycium ferocissimum
Lineage: Eukaryota; Viridiplantae; Streptophyta; Magnoliopsida; Solanales; Solanaceae
Product: septin and tuftelin-interacting protein 1 homolog 1-like
Exons: 2
Coding region: 85-2673 (862 amino acids)
Biological process (GO): spliceosomal complex disassembly
Cellular component (GO): U2-type post-mRNA release spliceosomal complex
Molecular function (GO): nucleic acid binding
Source: RefSeq, a predicted model, not a curated record
UUUGUCCCUAAUUUCGUUUCCGUUCUUGUGAGAGUGAGGCGGUGACCGGUGAAUUUCAUCCUCUCCUUUAUCAAGUUCAACAACAUGGAUGAUGAUCAGGAAAUGGAAAGGUUUGGAAUGGAGAAUGAUUAUGAAGAUGGUCAGUGGAUCACUGGUGAAUUCUACUAUCGGAAGCGCAAAGAAAAAAAGCACGUUCAAACCAAGGAUGAUGUCCUCUAUGGUGUUUUUGCUUCUGGGGAUAGCGACUCUGACUAUGAGGGAUCCUCCAAGAAGCACAAGAAAGGACUUUCCACGAAGCCUGACCUCACUAAACCUGUUAAUUUCGUCUCAAAUGGAACUGUCAUGCCUAACCAAGAAAUUGAUCAGAAUACCAAAGAGGAAAACGACCAGCUAAUAUCAGAAGAGAGCAAAGGUUUGGGAUUUGGGGCAUCUGUUGGCCUUGGAUUUGGUACUAGUUCCACCAAUAAUAAUGCUGAUGAGGAAUAUAUCAAGACAGCAGCCCAGGUUGAAACUGAUGGGGAAAACUUUCUGCCGUCUGCUUUUGGUAGGAAGAUCAAAGAAGGUGCCCUAAGACGUGAGAAGGAAAAGGAAAAGGAGAAGUCUAUGUUGGCCAAGAAAUCUUCCGAAUCAGGGAGAAGAGAACCUGGUGGUGAUGUUGGUGGCUUUGAGAAGUAUACCAAGGGGAUUGGGAAGAAAUUGCUUGAGAAGAUGGGUUAUAAGGGAGGUGGGUUGGGUAAAAAUCAGCAAGGAAUUUUGGCUCCGAUCGAGGCAAAGCUAAGGCCCAAGAAUUUGGGAAUGGGUUUCAAUGACUAUAAGGAGGCUAGUGCACCAGCUCUUCAAGAAUCAGAAGGAAAGCCUGUUGCUCGGCCUCCUCAACCCGUGGAAGGCCGCUCAAAAGAGAAGCUUUGGUCAAAGCAAGCUAAAAAAGUGAAGAAGGCUUACAUUACAGCUGAAGAGUUAUUAGCCAAAAAGCAGGAGCAGGGCCUGGAAAUUAUUCAGAAGGUCUUUGAUAUGAGGGGUCCACAGGUUCGAGUCUUGACGAAUCUGGAGAAUUUGAACGCGGAGGAAAAAGCAAGGGAAAAUGAUGUUCCAAUGCCUGAACUUCAGCACAAUAUCAUGUUGAUUGUCGAUUUGGCAGAACUUGACAUACAAAAAAUUGAUAGUGAUUUGAGAAAUGAGAGGGAGGCAGUUGUUGCUUUGCAGAAGGAGAAGGAGAAGCUCCAAGCUGAGGCAGCUCGCCAAAAAAGGCAGUUUGAUAAUAUGGAAGAGAUUGUGAGUGUAUUGGACCGGAUAGGGGGAGAAAGCACAUCUGGUACCCUGACCCUAGACUCCCUUGCAAAAGCAUUUGCAGACUUGCAACAGCAGUAUGCUGAGGAAUACAAACUCUGCAACUUGUCAAGCAUAGCGUGCUCAUAUGCUCUGCCGUUAUUUAUUCAAGUUUUUCAGGGAUGGGAUCCACUUCAAACUCCAACACAUGGAUUGGAGGUGGUUUCCCUGUGGAAGAACCUUUUGCAAGGGGAUGACAUUUUUACUAUCUCUGAUGCUGCAUCUCCUUAUACUCAACUAUUUAUGGAAGUUGUAUUCCCCGCUGUUAGAAUAUCUGGCACCAAUACCUGGCAGGCAAGGGACCCUGAACCAAUGCUUCAUUUUUUGGAUUCUUGGGAGAAGCUGUUGCCUCCUGCAGUCCUUCAGACAAUACUGGAAAACAUUGUUUUGCCCAAGUUAUCAGCUGCUGUGAACUCCUGGGAUCCACGUCGAGAAACAAUUCCAAUCCAUUCCUGGGUUCAUCCAUGGUUGCCCUUGCUGGGUCAAAGAUUGGAAAGCUGCUAUCACACUAUACGUAACAGAUUGGAAAGUGUCUUGCAUGCUUGGCACCCAAGUGAUAUGUCUGCAUACUACAUAUUGUCUCCUUGGAAGACUGUGUUUGAUGCAAUUAACUGGGAAAAGCUGAUGGUCCGGUUUAUUGUUCCAAAGUUGUUAGCAGUGAUGCAUGAAUUCCAAAUAAAUCCAGCAAAUCAGAACCUUGAUCAGUUCUAUUGGGUCCGUACUUGGGCUACUGCUAUUCCCAUCCAUCACAUGCUUCCAAUACUGGAUAUAUUCUUCAACAAGUGGCAAGAGGUUUUGUACCACUGGUUAUGCUCAAACCCGAACUUUGAAGAAGUGACGAAAUGGUAUUUGGGUUGGAAGGAACUUAUUCCACCUGAACUUCAGGCAAAUGAACACGUUCGCUAUCGACUUAAUCUUGUUCUAGAAAUGAUGAACCAGGCUGUUGAAGGCUUGGAGGUUGUUCAGCCUGGUUUGAGGGAGAACAUUAGUUAUCUUAGGGUUCUUGAACAAAGGCAGUUUGAGACUCAGAAAAAAGCUGCAGCACAAGCUCAAUCCCGUCCUUUUGUGGGCUCGAACAGUGGUACCCAAAUGGAUGGUACAGGUGGUGGGUUUUACAUGAGCGUAAAAGAAAUUGUUGAAGUUCAUGCUCAACAGAAUGGUUUGCUGUUCAAGCCUAAGCCCCGCAGGAUGCAAGAUGGUCAUCAGAUAUAUGGUUUUGGUAACAUCAGCAUUAUUAUAGAUUCUCUCAAUCAGAAGGUGUUUGCGCAAGUUGAGGACAGGUGGUCUUUGGUAUCACUUGAGCAGCUGUUGGAUCUGCAUAAUCGAUCUGGGUUAAAGCGCCGAUAAAUGCCGUAAGUUCUUGAAUUUUAUGUAUGAAAGCAACUCCAAGCUUUCUAAAACUAAUUUUUGGGCUUCACGGAUAUUUCUGCACUGGAUCUCUCAUUAUGCUGCAGUAAGUCAUGAGAAGAUGAAGUACAUUUCCCCCUAGUGGAAUUAUCUCCUCCUUUGUUGACACUAUUUAACUUGUAAGUUCUUAUACUCCUCCUUUAAUGACACUAUUUAAAACCCAGAAUUUGUUCUAAUGUGUUUGCAAUUUUUGGGUAGCGAUUUUCCCCAAUUUUUGCUUUCUUCUUGCUUUUCAUCUUUUGGUCGUAUUCCUUCUCUAGUGGUUUGAUUAUUUUAUGUCUUGGGUCUAUUUUUUGUCGUUUUUCUGUUCGAUUGGAGUGAUAUUUGUUUUAGCUUUUGCUACUUUGUUAGCUAAUUGGAUUGUACUCAUAUUACAUGCCCUAAAUUUUGACAUUGCUGAUUCUUGUCUCUGCUGGUACUUCUGGUUUAUUCGCAAUAAUAACCUUAAUAUUAAGAUAUGGCUUGAUAGGUAGUGUCGUAGUGGAAUGCUAAAGCCGCUGAAGUUAUUGGGAUCGGCGUCGAGAAUAAACAAUUAGAUAGAGGUAGAACAUUGUUCAAUCUGUAGCUGCAUUAGUAAUCAGGGUAUACAGUUCUCAGUGUGAUUACAAUGGUGUCAAUUGUUGAAUCUGACAUUAGUUAUUUGCCUAUUUCUACCAUUAUAAUACUUCCGUAAUUAUGAAUCCUUGAUGCAUUAUGGUAAAAAUAGUUUUACAUUUUUUUUUUGCUAGGUUUUUUUUGGGUACCGUUUUGGUUUUUGAAAGUGAUGCUUAAACAUUUUGAUUCGAUGGGAUGUGCACUCUAAUGCCAUCCAGAUUGUUUGUUGAUAUGUUGAAGCAGAUGAAUUCUUUUUAUUGCGUCUUUUUCACAUGAAUUUUAUAAAUACACAUCCAUCACCCAGUAAUUCAAUAGUUACAUUUGUUUACUUCUACUGGACUGUAGCGGUAAAACUUCAUACUUUAUUUGUUGUUAUGUUAAAGAAAUACAUUUGGAAUGUAUGUUGCUUGGAUGUGUACUUCUAUUCCAGUAGUACUACUGUUUGUGUGACUUUAGGUUGAGUCAAGUCAUUAGAUAUAACUUAUACAUUUGAAAAUUAUACCAGCAUAUAAAGAUUCACUACAAAAAGUUUACUAUUUCAAUAGGGAAUAUUUUUCUAUCAUAGGUUGUAACUAGAUGAUGCUUCCUCCACCACUAUUCAUUGGACUUUAUUAAACUUACUUAUUUUCGCCCAGAAGAUUAAUCAAUAUUUGAGAAGAUCUAUGGUGGACUUGCACUCGGGUUUAGCUUACAAUAAGUGUUGUGACUAGGUAAUUUUUUUUUCCUCGUUAUUUUCCUGCUGUUAUUUGUCCAAAUCUUUUCAUUUUAAAAGAUUAUUGUUGAUUAGCUUCCUUCUUGUUCUAAUUGCCUCUUUGCUGCUGCUGAUGAGGCAAUAUACCAACUUGUGUUGAGUUUUUUUACUGUGGGUUAGUGGAGAUUUUCAUGUUAAAGAAUGUUGGUUAUUUGUCUAACCACACAGAGAAUGCAUCAAGCUAAAAUGUAACUAUCACCUCUUUGUUGUCUUUACAAGCGACUGGGUAAUGAAAUUUUCCUGAUUUAACUAUAGUUGUUUCCAAGUACUAUGAUGUUAUGGAGCUGAUCACGGUAAAGCAAGACUCAAACUUUAAAGUGAGCGAUGAUUUAAUUAUUUACUUGAUGUUAGUAUCUUUUACUUCUCUUCUUUUGACUUGCCUUUUAUUUUAGCAACGUUAUGGCUAAAUUUCUGUACCUUUUCUUUAUUGUGUUGGGUACAAGCUUUUAGCUUUUACAGUCUGGUACCUAUGCUUGCCGCUGAACCACUGUUUCUCCUUCAGCUUUCUUUUUUCAUGCAUCCGUGAAAGUUCAUUGUUGUUCCCUACUUCUCUUGUGGAGAUUUAUUGUCGUUUGUAAUCUGGUCCUGUAUUUUUUCACUGAAGUUUGAUACUGUCAGGAUACAUUUUCAUGUAUUGAACCAAUGCAGUUUGCACCAAGGACAGUGGUCAAACAGAACCUUCAUGUGUUUGUAGGACUACCAUGAAUACAUAUAAAGAAAGUAAACACGACAUAUAAUGAGUGAAUUGUCAAUCCAUCUUUUUGCCCUUUGUUGAUCAAUCCUAAAGAAAAAUCAAGGCUUCACAAAACUUCCCUAUUGACUUUGAGAAAUUGUCAUCCAUGCCUAAAACUUUUGUGGACCGUUCUUUUAAUGAAAUCCUAAUAGUAAUGCCUUUUAAUUUCCUUUGCUCAGUUUGUACGUUAUAGUUGUAUAUGUAAAACAAUCUAACCUA